Messenger RNA from Daphnia pulex (common water flea), 1412 nucleotides. Its product is annotated as protein PTCD3 homolog, mitochondrial-like. The coding region runs from base 69 to 1355 and encodes 428 amino acids. Gene Ontology annotation, biological process: mitochondrial translation. The record is from RefSeq and is a predicted model, not a curated record. The transcript is spliced from 9 exons. Gene Ontology annotation, cellular component: mitochondrion. Gene Ontology annotation, molecular function: ribosomal small subunit binding; protein binding; rRNA binding. NCBI's taxonomy places the organism in Eukaryota, Metazoa, Arthropoda, Branchiopoda, Diplostraca, Daphniidae.
UGGCAGAAAGAAUUUUCAGUGGCUUGGACGCAAAAACCCCAGAGGCUUAUCAUGCCCUGAUUUGUGGAAUGGUAAAGCACGGACAAGCUGUGGGUGCAUGGGAGCAUUAUAAACAAAUGCUAGCCGACGGUUUCCAACCGGAUUUAAUGACCUACAAUAGUAUUUUGAAAAUAAGCGGAAUCAUCAGAGAAGAUGGAGAAUAUAUUAUUACAUUGAUUGACGAUAUUCUUACAAGUAUAGCUCAUGCUGGAAUAAAGCCAGACGUCCGUAGUUUGAAUGCCGCUUUGCAGUCCAUUUCUCGUAUGCCAAUAACCCGAGUAGCUCGUGAAAAGGCAUCAAGAUUGAUGUCAGAUUUCAAGUCUAUUGGAGUUAAACCAUCUUUAGGAACUUACACCUCCCUCCUCAAGAUCUUCUGUCGAGAUAAGGGUCCAAGGAGUAACAUUCUUAUAGACAUUGUUCGCAGAAUUGAAAACGAAAUGCCACCAAUUCAAGACGUAGAAGACGUCACUUUCUUUAGCGAGGCUAUGAAAAAUUGCAAUUAUCAUUUAGACGACGUGCAAUUAGCCAAAAGACUACACAGCCUUCUUUCCUCAUCUCAGAAUCAAGUUUUCAUCGGAGAUUCCUACAAGGAGUCUGUUUACUAUCGCAGCUUUCUGCUUCUUCUCAGCCGAGCUGAAGGUCCAGAAGCUUUUAUGGAAAUGUACCGUCAUCUGGUCCCCCACAUUUACACGCCCGAACAGAACGUGUUUGAGAAUGUCAUCAAGUCCAUAUCCAGUUCCUCGGCCAUCCAAUAUGUUCCCGAACUGUGGAGCGACGCCCGUUAUUUUGAAUUGUCUGAAAGGGAUUCGGUUCUAGAAGCUCUUCUGGAGGCUUUGACCUGCGGUUCAGGACCUGACCCUACGAUCGUUAUAAAUAAAAAUGACGUCGAUCCUGUUUUAGCUACAGCUAGAGCGAUCAUGUCCCACGUCAAUCAAGUUCUAAAAACAGCCGAAGAGAAGGAUCGAACAAUUUCUUUGCGGUGGACUGGAUCGAUGCUCGGCAAUCUGAUGAAAGUUUUUCUCCAAUACGGCGACUUGGACUCUGCGGAUGAAGUUAUGAUCAAAGUCAACCAAUUGAAGAAUCAGUUGUCCUCCUACUUCCCGUUGGCAUCGUUAAACAUUUUUAUUGAGAAAUGUAUUGAGCGCCAGAAUUCCGCAACAACUUUGAUGGCGAUCGACUACGCCGCCGAAAUGGGAUACGAAAACCUCCCGACCAUGGCGCAGAGAAUCAGCGAACAAUUAAAGCUCGACGAGAAGCAGCAACAGAAGCUUAGCAGCAUCCUUAGUAACGCCCCCGCUCCAGCAGAGGCAUCUUAACAGACUUUGUUCUCACAGGUCUAUCAAUACAAAUGAGGUCGGUCGUAGCGUGUUAAA